Austrofundulus limnaeus is the source of this 1055-nucleotide messenger RNA. RefSeq names its product proteasome 20S subunit beta 11a (gene psmb11a). Lineage: Eukaryota; Metazoa; Chordata; Actinopteri; Cyprinodontiformes; Rivulidae. The coding region runs from base 66 to 1055 and encodes 329 amino acids. Gene Ontology annotation, cellular component: cytoplasm; proteasome core complex. The record is from RefSeq and is a predicted model, not a curated record. The transcript has a single exon.
GCUUUUUAACAUAAAAAAUACUGAUUUUGUAAUAAUCUUUUAUCUCCAUCUGUACCAGCGCCACUAUGGCUUUGGAAGAUGUUUGUGGCUUCAAUGAAAAGGCUUUUUCAUCUUUGGAGGAUACAACAUCUGUUCAUGUAACUGACAGUUACAGCCUCAAAUGGAAACGACAGGAGAUGCCCUAUCAUUUCUUCGUGCCACCUUUACCACGGCUUAACUUUUCCAUCACAUCUCCUGGCAGCUCAAGAAAACAUUUAGUGACCGUGCGCAGGCCCUUUCCUUUGGCACAUGGAACUACUACCCUGGGUUUCAUCUUCCAAGGUGGAGUAAUUGCAGCAGCAGAUACUCGCGCCAGUGCUGGAGGACUCGUUGCCUGUCCAGCUGUGCAUAAGAUUACCCCAGUUCACUCCCAUUURGUGGUCACCUCCUCCGGCAGUGGUGCAGACUGCCAGCUGUGGGAGCGCGCUCUGAUUAGAGAGAUCCGACUUUACCAACUGCGGCACAGGCGUCGCCUCUCAAUACGUGGCACUGCCAAACUUCUGUCUUUAAUGCUCCAUCCYUUCAAAGGCACUGAGGUGUGCGCAGCUCUCACCCUGUGCGGCUGGGAUGUGGAAGAGGGUGGCCGUGACUAUGCCAAGAACUUGGAAGACMCAUCUUGUAUGACAGAUAGCUCUUCAGGUGUCAUUAGUUCAGCAACCCAUUCACUGUCCCCUAACUGUGGCCCCCAAGUCAUCUAUGUGUGCAGCGAUGGAGCCCGACUCCAGGGCGAAGUCAUCUCUGUGGGUUCUGGGUCUCCUUAUGCCUACAGUGUUCUGGAUGGGAGUCUGAGUUGGGACUUGAGUAAGAAAGACGCCAUUUCUUUGGCAAGAGAAGCAGUGUUCAGAGCCACUCACAGAGACGCCUACUCAGGAAACAACGUCGACCUUUUCCUCAUUACAGCUCAGGGAUGGAGCCAAAGACAGAGAGAGGACCUGAAAGAGGAAUAUUAUAGAGAUAUGGAGAGAAAAGUCAAAAAUCAAGAAAAGAAAAGCGUGACAACAGAAGUUAUGAAAUGA